Molecule: messenger RNA, 5386 nt
Organism: Astyanax mexicanus (Mexican tetra)
Lineage: Eukaryota; Metazoa; Chordata; Actinopteri; Characiformes; Acestrorhamphidae
Product: tumor necrosis factor receptor superfamily member 1A
Exons: 9
Coding region: 2854-3873 (339 amino acids)
Molecular function (GO): protein binding
Source: RefSeq, a predicted model, not a curated record
AGAUGACACAUUACAUAGUGUUAAAGGAAAUGAACACUCCUACGAUCCUGUGUACGUGCGGGUGUGUUUAUAGUCUUUGGUUAGAUGUCCGGUGUUCUGUCGCAGUAGUAAAUGCGGAGGUAGUCUCAUAGAGUAAGGCACUUGGGUACUAUCAUAAUGAGUCCUAACUAAGGUUUUGCUGUAGAACAGACUACUAUUAAAUAUAAGAUUUAAAGACUGGUUUGUUUUCUAGACACUGGCAGUUAAUAAAAAUAUCACUGGUUAGAAAUGCAGAAGUGAUUCUGUCCUCAGUGUGACGUGCCAACUGUGUUUGGCUUCACAUACCAGUAAACAAAAAUAGCAGAAAUGAACCAGGUCAAAGCUAAUUUUUUCCACCUCAGAUACGGAUGUCACUGUUGCUAUAAAUGCACACAGCUUCAGAGGUGCUCACAGGUAAAGUGAAACCAUGAACUGUUUGUCAAUAGCAUGAAAAAGAACGAACAGUUAAACCCAAACACACACCAAAACAUUGUUAUAUGUCCGAAUGCAGGAACUCCUAUAGUGCCAAAUGUGAACUGAGCUUUCAGGGAACAAACUCUGAGCAGCAGAAUGCAUCAUGAGCUGAUUCUUCCAUACAUGGUGCUGAACGGCCGGCUUGUAAAUAUUAGCUCUGCUUUAAAAUCAAAAUCAAAUAAAACACUAUUAUAACUGUAUGUAUGCUAUUGUAUAUAAGUAUCCUGCAAUAAGAAGAGUGAGAAUGGCUUUUAAUGUAACAUAUUUCACAGUGCCGUCUGCUUAAAGAAUAUUUGGAUUUGGUUCAUCUCCAGUUUUAGAUUCUGUUUCAGUAGCAGUGGUUGUUUUUCUUGGUCCUUCUGGUUUUCUUGGUUCUUCUGGUUUUACAUCAGCAAAAUUCUUCUUUCAAAAAAGAUCAAUUGAUUUUGGUCUCAAUUCUUUUUUUGGUACCAUUGUGUUGUGUACAAAUUGUGUAAAAAUGUUCUGGUGUGAGUAACGGUUUCCUUUAUUACAAUCUUCCAUUUGUGUAGGUUAGUCUGUUUUCUUGAUCUAGACCUGUUUCUCUUGAAUUAGGAGAAAACUUAUGAAAAACAUUUUGGUCAUUUUAUCACUCAAAUGAUAACUUGAACUUAUCUUGCUUGAAAUCCCCUUUUUUCUUCUAUUUGCUUCUAGCAGAACAUAAUUCACAUUUGAGAUGUGGUGACUGUGUGUGUCAGUGUGUGUGUGUGUGUGUGUGUGUGUGUGUGCGUGCGUGCGUGUGUGCGCAUGUUUUGCGUGUAUUCUGAUUUAGUACAUUGACCAGGAAUUUACUUGUUGUUAAAUGAAAAAGUAACUCGAUCAUGUUAAGAUCCUGACUGUCUUUAGUCAAAACACUGUACAGUAUAAUCAGUCCUCUGGUGUAAACGUGGCUGUAGUGUACAAAACUGUUGAUACAGCAUUUGAACCAGCUUUUGAAAUAUCUCUCUAGUUUUUUCUGUCUCAAACUACAUUUGGAUCUCUUAUCUCAUAAAACACAAGAAGUAAAUUCCUUAAUCAACCAAAAAAAAAGAAGACAAACUUAAAGCAAGGAGAAAACAGAAUGCUUAUCCAAAAAGUUGGAAUGAAUGCUAUGAUAUUGUAAUCCAGGGGCAAAGAGUAAGUAAGGAUCUUUACUAUAUAAUCACUGGCUAUGCAAGCAAGUCCUCUAUCCCUGUCAGAAGAGUUUCUCCUCAUGCUUUUGUACAUGCAGAGAGAUUUUUGUCCCAGUUGGUAUUGAAAUGGGAUAAACAUAAUAUGAUCUCUUGUGCUGCGGUCCUAUCAGUCAGGUUCCUGCCUCUCAAUGUGUACAAUACCGUAGAUACAUUUGCGCAAUUCAGUAUCAAAUGUACUUCUAUAGGUUCUAUUUAAAUCAGUGCUGCUUUUGUGUUUAUAGUCUCGGGUUUGGAUUUGUACCAUUUGCAUUUAGAUGUAAAGCAUAAAUUACAAGCUAAUUAGAUAAAUAUCGAGAUCUUUGGAUCCCAGAUCUUGGGAAUGCUGAGUAGAGAUGUACUGAGGGAUGAAGCUAAUGCUAUAAAAGAAAGAAAUCUUCUGACAGGGUGUCUGGACUAUUAUUACAGGCAGAACUGGGAUUGCCUGCUUUAAUGAGUGCUUAAAGUCUGGAGCUUCAAUAAAGACUUGAAAAAUAAAUGACAAUGCUGAACAAACACUACUGUGCAGAGUGGAGUUUUUGUAUCAUGGGGUUUGAUUCAUUCUGUCAUUGUCUUUCUUUUCGUUGGUGACUCUCUAUUUCUAUUUCUCACUCACACACACAUAAAUACACUAAGGUACCGCUGGAAAAUAAUAUGUGCGUUUGGCUGUAUGUGAGUUCGUUGUGUAGAUGAGCCAGGCCUGACCUUUCUAUCUUAGACGUUUUUGAUGUUCAUCUCUUGAUGUUAAGUGGAAAUACAGACAGUACUGGACUGGAGAGAGUGCGUAACAUUCGUUGAGCACUAAUGUUUUUCAGAGAAAGAUGACUGUAUGUAUGUGUGUGUGAUUGUGUUGUUUUUUACUUGCAUAAUUUUUUUUGUCACUUUGCCUCUUUGUAUCUUUUUUUUUAAUCACCCUGUGUUUUCCUCCAGAUCUGAUACACCAUUUCAUAAAAGUGUCAAAGCAGAGGGAGAGAGUAGCUGACAAAGCUGGUAUGUGGAGUGUGCCUCUUGGUUAGAUGUGAAGAAAAAAGAGAAAGAGAAAGAGAUAGAAAAAGAGAGAGAAGGGUGGAGAAUGACAGGAAGAGAGAGCAGGUGAGGAAAAACUGACACAGAGGUGAGUGCAGAAGUGACAGAGGGUGGCUUUCACUGGGGACAAGAACAAAGGAGUGAAAACACCGGCUGUAUUUUGUGCAAGAUGAUGUUGAAAUGGAUACAGGUGCUUAUGGUGAUACUGAUGGUUGGUGGACUGAUCUCUGCUCUUCCUCUGCAGGAAGCUGAAGGGAGAAGCAGCAGAAUGCGUAGAAACACAAACUGCAUAAAGUGUCCAGCAGGCAAAUACUGUAAGUCUUGUAAUGAGUGUGCUGAUUGUCCUCGUUGGACCUACAACAGUAAGGAAAACACAGAGAGGAGAUGUCAUUCCUGCUACAAGAACUGCAGACCAGAGUUCCACAUGCAGGUGGUGAAGAACUGCAGCAGUGUGUCUGAUGUGGUGUGUCGCUGCAUGGACGGCUAUGUCUGCAAAAAAAAGGAUCCUUAUACAAAUCAAUGCACAUUGUGUUCACCAAUCCCAACCUCCCAGCCCACUACAACUUCUACUACUCAGCAUGAUCCUGAACCUAAAACUACUCCAGAUGACAGAGACAAGGUUCAUGCAGGUAUAGAGGUCUGGAUUGUGGUUGUAGUGCUGUUGAGUCUUACUCUGAGUGUUUUCAUCACGAUGCAUCUCUGCAGACGAAGAAAAAAGUGCCUCAAGGACCUGGUGAAGCGAUGCUCUCAUGCUAAUCAAAAGACCAAUGCUGCUACUACAGCCUCUCCAAUAGCUGAGCUGAUCAGUCAGGCCCAGGCAGAGAAGGCGGAUUCACCUACACCCACCAGCGACAUCCCUGACAUCCCCAGUCCUCAGCCUGCCAGCACAGAGCAGCUUGUUCCUCCUCAUGGAAACCUAGGUCCUCUCCACAUUUAUGGUGCAGGCACAGUGUUUGUUAGUUUGCUGAACCAGUUUGGGCAGAACGGAAGAGAGAAGGAAGAAGAGCAUCUCCAGCAGGGAGGCUUAAACGAGAGCGAGCUGCGCUGUCCCAGCUCUCCCAGCACUCCCAGCUCCCCUCCACUCCCUCUAUCUACUGAAGAAAACAGUAAAGACAGCGGUUUUGUCUUUUUCCCUUCCCAGGAGCAAGGGAAGGAGUGUCACAUGUCCAAAGAAGAAGGGCUGUAUUAGAUGUUUUAGACGCUUCUAGGCCCUUUUCGGUUAGCUGUGCGAAUGCUGCGGGUGCUUCGAGCUUUAUGAGUACUCUACACCACAUCUUUGGCACUAUGUUCUGUCCAAAGAUCUAGAGAAGGUUUACACUCAGUAUUGCUCCAGUCCACAGCUUCCCCAACUCAACCUGGGGACAGCUGUGAUCCUGAAAAAGCAGCAUCGAAACAGCGUCUGCUUGCAGAUAGACACAAAUGUACUAGUUUGUGUGUAUGAGUAUGCAAGCCUGCUUGCACAUGUGUGUGUGUGUUUGUGUAUAAGUGAACAUGUGUUUUAGGCCUUUGUGCCUGUUUCAAUCACAUUGUUCACAUUCGUAGAUGAAGAUGCAUCAACUAAUCUCCAAAAGGCCUGGAUACAGGGAAUGGCAGCAGCAGUGGGUUAUGAUAUGCAGUGUAGGAGAUGAGGGUAAUAUGAAACAGUGUGAUAGAUUACAUUGUAACCCCUGACGGAUACAUUAGAGUUACACAAUUAUUGCAAUAAAAAUGCUGCUAAGUGGAUUUUUAAAGCUGUACUAAACAUGCUUUUUUUAAAUAUGAGGAAAAUCUCUCUUUUGUAAAUGACCUUCAUUACAAUACUUAUUGUUACAGAGAGUCCACAGCCAGAAAUGCCGAACAGUAUGUAUUAAAAAACACAAAGUGUAUUAAAACAACAGUUCUCACAUCCUUUUAGCAGAUUUGCACACAUAAAGGCAGUCAUUAAUGAGCAUGCCAAGGUGGAGCUUAGUAAGUAGCUGGCCAAGUAAACAGGAGCCAAUCAGUGGAGACAUCAAUAUUAUGAGGAGAUAGUAAUCAAUGUAAUUCAUCGAUUUAUGCGGAAUUUAAAGGCAGAAACAACCCAAUUUUCUGCUAAUUGGGUAUGCUCUACACAGACUUAGAAUAGCAAAAGUGUUAUUUAUUGGCAUUAAAAGGUUAUGGUUGGACAAAUCACCCAUUUUAGCUAUAUGAUAAAAGGAGUAUGUAUAUGACAAUGUUUAUAGAUGAACGAAAGCACUUUAAGCCUUUUUUGGUUCAAGGAUGUAAUGUUGAUUUUUAAACCAAAGUCGAAGGAUUUUCCUCAAAAACAGUUAAGUCAGUCCAGUGUAUCCAGGCCUGGAGAGUUUGCACUGUUGCCCAGUCUGGAUCUCGUCCUUUCUGCAUCCCUUAGCUUCCUUGCGCCUCAUUCUUAGUCAUGUGACACCAUAACAUACAGACCCCAGAGUCCAGUGAAGAGAGCCUCAUUUGUGGUCUAUGUAACUCUUAUUAUUAGAGUGUGUUUUGUAUGUGUUUUUAUUAUUAUAUUGUCAAUGCAAAAAAAAAAAAUUGUAAAUGUUUUAUAUUUUUUUAUUUAUGUCAAUGUGAAUAGAUGUAAUUAUUUUUAGAUCUUUUCUGCUGGUUAAUUUAAAAAGAAAUGUUUACACAAUGUAAAGAACAUCGCUAAGGCUUUCAUCUGACAGUGUAGAUUGUGAUAUAUAAAUGUAUUAAAAAAAAAGUUGCUAAUU